UUUCUUAUAGCGCCCCCCCGCCGCCUGUCCUCCGGGGCGCGACGGAAGCGAGCGCAGCGAGUACCGGCUGACGUUGUGUUUGGCGAUUUUUCACCCGCUACCGACGAGUCUCAGUCCGGCUGAAACUACCCUCCCGGAGCCGAGGGGAGCGCCCUCCUUUCCCCAGCGGUUCAAGGGCUUGUCUGCCCCGGCGACACUCUUGCUCCUACACCCUGCUUUGUGAUUUACGUGGCCGGCCGGGUCUGGGGUAAACUGGAUUCGCGUUACGUUGCUGUUGGAUCGGAAAGCCCCUGUUGGGAGAGGUCGGAGCUUUGGGCCGUUUCUUGGAAGAUUAUAAAAUAAUAUAAGGAUCUGCCUGCCACUGCACUGUGGAGCCUGUCCAGCUGUCCAGCAGGGGGCCCUACUGUGAGGACUCUGUAUCCAGUCGGGAGCUCUCGAUGAGCGUGCACAGAUCUUCGAGGCUCCGGAGCCGGGAUGCGGACCGGCACACAGACACCGUCUACCGGCCGGGCCUGGGAGGAGGAGAGGGAGGAGGGUGUGUCCUCAGCAAGCUUGUCCAACUGCCCUCUCCGCCCCUGUCCCGGCACCAGCUGAAGAGGCUGGACGAGCACCGGUAUCGUAGUGCCGGACGCUCCCUGCUGGAGCCCCUCAUGCAGUGCUACUGGGAGUGGCUGGUGGCCCGUGUGCCCGUCUGGAUCGCUCCCAACCUCAUCACCAUCGUCGGGCUUGUCACCAACAUCUUCACCACCCUGGUGCUGGUGUAUUACUGCCCCACCGCCACUGAGCAGGCACCUCUGUGGGCAUACCUGUCGUGCGCCGUGGGGCUUUUUAUCUACCAAUCGCUGGACGCUAUAGACGGAAAGCAGGCGAGGCGAACCAAUAGCAGUUCCCCUCUGGGCGAGCUCUUCGAUCACGGCUGCGAUUCUCUGUCCACAGUGUUCGUGGUCUUGGGGACGUGCAUUGCUGUGCAGCUGGGGACUCACCCAGACUGGAUGUUCUUCUGCUGUUUCGCUGGGAUGUUCAUGUUCUACUGCGCGCACUGGCAGACCUACGUCUCGGGCACGCUGCGGUUCGGAAUAAUUGAUGUGACUGAAGUGCAAAUCUUCAUAAUAAUCAUGUAUUUGCUGGCAGCCAUUGGAGGAUCAGCUUUUUGGCAAUCACCGAUUCCAGUGUUAAACAUCCAAGUGAAAAUCUUGCCUGCUCUUUGCACGGUAGCGGGCGCCAUCUUUUCCUGUACAAAUUACUUCAGAGUCAUAUUUACCGGAGGAGUCGGCAAAAAUGGAUCCACAACAGCGGGAACAAGUGUUCUUUCACCUUUCUUGCACAUAGGAUCUGUAAUCAUACUAGCAAUGAUGAUCUACAAAAAAUCUGCAGUUCAGCUGUUUGAAAAACACCCGUGUCUCUACAUCCUUGCAUUUGGCUUUGUGUCGGCCAAAAUAACCAACAAAUUGGUGGUUGCACACAUGACAAAAAGCGAGAUGCAUCUUCAUGACUUGGCCUUUCUAGGGCCAGGGCUGCUCUUCCUAGACCAGUACCUCAACAGCUUUAUUGAUGAGUAUCUGGUCCUCUGGAUUGCUCUGGUCUUGUCCUUCUUCGAUCUUGUUCGUUACUGUGUCAGUGUUUGCAAUCAGAUUGCCUCACACCUUCAUAUUUUCGUCUUCAAAAUCACGCCCCCGGCCUCCGUCUCCAACCAGCAGGAGCAAAACCACCAUUAGUGACUUUUCUGUGCGAUUUCGGAGACAUGAACUCUCCUCAAGUGAAUGUAAAUCAUAAAAGAGGAUCAUAAGGAAUAAAAGGAGGAGGAGGAGGAUUACGUAAAGAAGAUCAUUUAUAUUUCAAUCACUGUCGUGCGCAAGUUGUCUCGUUUCCAGCAUUGUCUCUUAGUAACCGAAUAGCACUCCUGGUUUUGAGCAAAUUCAAGAAGGAACUCUUCUUUUUUCCCCCCACUGUGCUACUGCCUGAAUGUAGCUUUAGUGGUUUAUCUGUGAGCAGGGAAAGAAAAUAAAAAAACCCUGAAAGGUGGUUUACAGUUAUCAAGUCCUACUCCUAAUAUACUUUCAGCACCACAAUGCAAAUUUAAUUUAACCUUUUUUUUUUUAGCAUUUUGUAAGCAGUUAAGUUAAUCCGGUUCACCUUUUUUUUUUAAUAGUCUUUUCUUCUCAAUGCAUUGUAUAACUGUCUAAGAACAUUGUCUGAAGAUGCAUAUAUGCAGAUCAAUUUUUUUUCAACUACAAUUCUCACAGCAUUCAACAAAUGUCUGUCUCCCUAAGUGUUGACAAGCUUUAGCAAGGGAGAGGAGAACUGGAGGGUUUAUCCGAAUGCCAGCUCUCUCCGCCCAGAGACAGACUCUUAACUAGGCAGCUCUGAACAAACGACCCCUGCUGUUCACUCCAGGGUCACGUGGGUUGUGAUUUCUACCGUCACACACUCCCUUGCACUUCAGUCAAAGUGACUUUGCAGUUAAAGAAAGCCUGAUUUUUAGUAGAAGUGUAAUUAGAAGGUAAAAAGAACUUUUAUUUUAUUUUUUUUUGGUUUGUGUUGGCUGCUACGUGGCCCGAAUGAGCUUCAUUAUGUGGUGCACUCAUUUAUUUUAAUUGCUUUCGUGUUAUUAAUGCUGUUCGGUGGCGAUUUAGUCUCGUCUGUUUUUUGGGUUUUUUUUUUUCUCUCUUCAAAAUAUUGAAAAUAUAUUGAAAAAAACAAACAAAGAGAUGAACACAGUUCUAACCCUGUAACUAAAAAUGUAAUUUUGCCAAUAUUUUGAGUGUGUCUUGUGACAGAGAAAAGGAUGUUUUAUUAUAAGAAUGGAGAUAGGGGGAAGUGUUGUGUUUUUGCCACUUGAAGAAUUUCAAGCGGUUUUGCCAGAAUAGAUCAUAAAACACAGGCAGCUCAAUGUUGUUGUGCUAUUGUUCAUUUACAUACUCUGCUCUAAAAACUUUUCAUAACUGCAGAUAUUUAAUGAACAUUUGUGUGACCUGAGGUGAAACAUUAAGCAUCCAGUAAUUCUUCUCAAAUUAAAAUGCAGAUCAAACCUUUUCCAGUAUCUACACACACACACACACAAAAAACUUAACUCUGAAGAACACGGUUGCAAAUGAUGUAUUAAGACUUCUUUGAAUAGUGAUGAAUCAACAGGUUUUUUAGAUUUAGAUUCUACAAAGCUUUUUAUGUUUUCAUUGUUGUCGUAUAGGAAGGAUUCUGGAAAAAAUGUAACUGCUACAAAAACAAACACUAUAAACAUCACAAAACAUUUUUCAUUUCAUAAUAUAAUAAAUGUCCUAUGGGUUAUCUUUUUGUACCAGGUAAUCAAGAUUUUAAAGUAAAAAACAAACAAAAAUUAAAACAAAAAUGAUUUGGAUCUGCAAUUCUCUAGUUGGUCUGGAAUCUGAUACAGCAUGCUGUUUUUGAUUUAAAAUAUUUUUUUAACUGGAAAAGGUUCAUAACUGCAUUUAUAGCAGGACUGUCAUCUCAGGUAUAAAAUGUUAUGCUAGUAGGUAGGUGUUUAUUACUUAUAAAAAAAAGUAAUUCUAGCUCCCCUUUUAUGUGUUUCAAAUGCUUCCUGUUGUCCGUCAGAUUUCAAUGCCUUUACUUGAACAAACUUGUUUGACAGACGAGUAUAAAAGUGUGACUCAUCAGUGUUAAAUUGCUUCAUAAAUGCUUAGUUCUAGAACCGUGAAAAAAUUUGAAUUGUCAAGUUUUACAAAUUGUCAUUAGUA
Molecule: messenger RNA, 3713 nt
Organism: Polyodon spathula (Mississippi paddlefish)
Lineage: Eukaryota; Metazoa; Chordata; Actinopteri; Acipenseriformes; Polyodontidae
Product: choline/ethanolaminephosphotransferase 1-like
Exons: 9
Coding region: 438-1715 (425 amino acids)
Biological process (GO): phosphatidylethanolamine biosynthetic process
Cellular component (GO): Golgi apparatus; endoplasmic reticulum membrane
Molecular function (GO): diacylglycerol cholinephosphotransferase activity; ethanolaminephosphotransferase activity
Source: RefSeq, a predicted model, not a curated record